Larimichthys crocea (large yellow croaker) is the source of this 1853-nucleotide messenger RNA. RefSeq names its product neuronal acetylcholine receptor subunit alpha-3-like. The transcript has 4 exons. Gene Ontology annotation, molecular function: acetylcholine-gated monoatomic cation-selective channel activity; transmembrane signaling receptor activity. The record is from RefSeq and is a predicted model, not a curated record. NCBI's taxonomy places the organism in Eukaryota, Metazoa, Chordata, Actinopteri, Sciaenidae. The coding region runs from base 14 to 1480 and encodes 488 amino acids. Gene Ontology annotation, cellular component: postsynaptic membrane. Gene Ontology annotation, biological process: monoatomic ion transmembrane transport.
AGUCAAUCAGAUCAUGGAGACAAAUCUGUGGCUGAAACAUAUCUGGAAUGAUUACAAACUCAGAUGGAAUCCAAAAGAUUUUGGGGGUGUAGAGUUUAUCCGAGUACCAUCCAGCAGGAUAUGGAAGCCAGACAUCGUGCUGUACAACAAUGCAGUUGGAGAUUUCCAGGUUGAUGACAAAACAAAAGCCUUACUUCGUUACAAUGGUGAUGUUACCUGGAUCCCGCCAGCCAUAUUCAAGAGCUCUUGCAAGAUUGACGUCACUUACUUCCCCUUUGACUACCAGAACUGCACCAUGAAGUUCGGAUCCUGGACAUAUGACAAGGCCAAGAUCGAUCUGGUGCUCAUCGGCUCAACCAUUAACCUCAAGGACUUCUGGGAGACUGGGGAUUGGGUGAUCAUCGACGCCCCUGGUUACAAACAUGACAUUAAGUACAACUGCUGUGAGGAAAUCUACACGGAUAUCACAUACUCUUUGUACAUCCGCCGUCUGCCACUUUUCUACACCAUUAACAUGAUCAUCCCCUGCCUGCUCAUCUCUUUCCUCACCGUGCUUGUCUUCUACCUGCCAUCUGAUUGCGGUGAGAAAGUCACUCUGUGUAUCUCCGUCCUGUUGUCUUUAACUGUUUUCCUCCUCGUCAUAACAGAGACCAUCCCCUCCACCUCACUAGUCAUCCCCCUGAUUGGCGAGUACCUCCUCUUUACCAUGAUCUUUGUCACCCUCUCAAUUGUCAUCACUGUUUUUGUGUUAAACAUCCACUAUCGCACACCAAAGACUCACACUAUGCCCUGUUGGGUGCGGACUGUGUUCCUUGGACUGUUGCCCAGGGUGAUGUUCAUGACUAGGCCAGAGAGAGACCCAGACGAGGUGACAAUGGUUGGCAAUGAUCAGACCACACAUUCAAGACCCUGUGCCAUUCAUUUGUCAGGUACUUUGCAGAAGCAGAACAAACCUCAGGCCCUGGCCUCCAGCAUGGUGUCCAGCCUGACAAACCGUCAACAGCUUUUUAACAACACAGAGCUCUCCUAUCUCAAUAACUUAAGUGCAGACCCAGUCAAAGGUGCAGGUUCUGCGUUCCUAUGCUGUGAGGGCCACUGCAACUGCUGUUGGCACCCACGAUCCAGCAAACUGCCUGCAGAUUCUGGAGGAGGAAGUGGAGGACUGGGCAGCCUGGGGGCACUAACUGGAGGCAGUGCUGUUGGGGUCAGAGGUGGAAGUCAGUGCUCCAGCUCUGAGUCACUGGAUGGAGGAAAAAUGUCCCUGCUGCCGCUCUCUCCUGAGGUCAGGGAGGCUAUUGAGAGUGUCAAAUACAUAGCAGAGAACAUGAGAUUACAAAAUGAAGCAAAGGAGGUUCAAGAUGACUGGAAAUAUGUUGCCAUGGUUAUUGACAGGAUCUUCCUGUGGGUUUUUGUUCUCGUGUGCAUUCUGGGAACAGCUGGCCUCUUCCUCCAGCCUCUAUUAGUAGGGGAAGACAUUUGAAUCAGUUUGACAAAACUAAUACUCCAAACUGUUAUAAAUAAGAUUUUUGUCAUGGCUCAGACAGAGAAAACAUACAGCGGAUACAAAGUCAAGAAGAACAGAUGACUGUCUGCCAAAUGCUGAUGAAAAUGCUUUAUUGACUCUUUUCACAGACAGAGUAGAUUAUGUUUGUUUGACAAAGUGGUUUAAGGACUCUCCAAUGCCGAGACCAUGGUGGUUAGUCAUUUCAUUGUGUACCAAAUCGUUCUGCAGAAAAUGGCGAUAUAAUCUAUAAUGCCAAGGCAACAGCCUUGAAGAAUCAAAAAAUUAAAUCUAUUGAAUUUGAAGCACCCAAUUUCACAUUAGGCAAGUAUGUACAUACGUUCAUAAAUGC